Molecule: messenger RNA, 2361 nt
Organism: Ustilago hordei
Lineage: Eukaryota; Fungi; Basidiomycota; Ustilaginomycetes; Ustilaginales; Ustilaginaceae
Exons: 2
Coding region: 1-2361 (786 amino acids)
Biological process (GO): signal transduction; regulation of GTPase activity
Cellular component (GO): cytoplasm
Source: RefSeq, a predicted model, not a curated record
AUGGAUUCAUCUGCCAACCUCAAUAGGAAUGCUCAAGAGGGCGUGUGGCUAGGAGGAGGAGCGGUGCAUCACAGCAGUUUGAGUCCAAAUCCUGCCGCUCUUCAGUACGCAACUUGCCCGGGCAAUGCCUCUGAUCUCUCAAACGAGGCGCAGUUUCAUCAUAACAACGACGCUCUCUCGGAUGCGAGUGCUGCUGGCUAUGAGAAUCCAUCAGCAAACCAUCUCUACUCGGAUGCGAUCAACAUGCAGGUACAUUCUCGCUCUGCUCCUGCCCAACGAUAUCAACAUUCCUCGGCACUCACCACACCAACCAUGGCUGAGCAAGCAGCUUACGAUCACUCUCGAGGCUACAUCAACAGCGCCAUUACCAAUGCCACCUCCUCCUCCACCGACAUUCCUUCUUCCACUACACGGUACAGCACGCAAUCCGCCUCCACCUUGCCUCCGGCUCCAUUCGACACAAGCAUACCCACCUCCAGCACCGCCUCGACGUUCAACAACCAACCUGCCCCCUCCUCUACCACUUUAGCUGGGCCUAUAAUGGAAGACAUCGUACCCACAUCUUUCGACGAAGGCCUGCUUAGGUCUCUCUGCGACAUUGAUUGUGCAAUGCCUCUCCUCUUUGGUCGGAUCAAACAAAGUAUGCUUUCUGCAAGAGAAGCUUCGCUAUUUCUCAAGAAAAGAGCUCUCAUUGAAGAAGAGUAUGCUCGCAGUAUGGCUAAACUGGCACGCAGCACAUUCGAGACCUAUUCCCUUUCCGAUGCUAAAGCGGGAACAUUCGUCAAAAGUUGGCAUAGCAUGCUUAAAACGCACGAGACCAUUUCAGACAACAGGUUGCGCUUUGCAGGCAAGCUUAGCGAGAUGUCGGAUGAACUCAGCAAUUUGGCCAAAGAGGUGGAUAAGAGUAGGAAGCAAGCGCGCGAGACAGGAAUGAGGUUGCAGAAGAACCUACAAGAUGCAGAAACAGGCGUGGACAAGGCGAGAGCAAGGUUCGACACAGCAGCUGAAGAUUUGGAGCGCCUACUCUUGUUAAAGAGUGGAGAGAGUACCAAGACUGGAGAGAUACAGAGUUCAGGAGGAGGAGGAGGAGGAGGAGGAGGAGGAGGAGGAGUCGGGAGUGGUAAGCGAACGCUUGGCAAAGCGAUAGGUAAAAGUGGCUUGCUGUUUAAGAAUAAGAAUCCGCAGCAGAUUCUCAAACAAGAAGAGGAGAUCAGGGCGAGGACGAGUAGUGCGAGUGAUGCGUUUAGGAGGGAAGUCUUGAAUACCCAAGGCGUCAGGCAGGAGUAUUUCAAUCUGCAGUUGCCCAGGAUAUUGAGGACCUUGAAGGAGAAUGCCGACGAGAUUGACAAUGGCACACAGUAUCAUUUGGCUAGAUAUGCCUUCUUGUAUGAGAGUACCGUGUUGAACGAUGGUAUGGCCAUCAGUCCCGUUGGCAGCGAGGUGGCGGCCAGUAGUGGCUUGAAGCGUGCCGUGGAGAGGAUCGAUAAUAGAGCUGAUUUUAAACAGUAUAUGGCCAACUAUCAGGUGGCGCAUGGAAGGGAUUAUAAGGCUCCUCGAAGGCAAGGUCCCUAUGAAGAAGGAUUUCUCAACACUCCUGGUACGGCUAAAUCUUCCGCUGGUGGUGUAAGUGGUGGUGGUGGUGGUGUAAGUGGUGGUGGUGAUGUAAGUGGUGGUGCAGGCAACGAUCGCGCUUCCAUCGUCUCUGAUCGACCUAUCUUCGGCGUUGAUCUAGCAGAACAGAUGGCUCGGGACAAGGUCGAGGUUCCAGCGAUCCUGGAGAAAUGCGCGACAGCAAUCGAAGAAAUGGGAAUCGAAAACAUGGGCAUCUAUCGACUUUCCGGGACGACGUCUAAAGUUCAACGACUCAAAGCGAGUUUCGAUGCGGAUUGGAGGCAAGUGGAUCUGUUCAAGGAUGAAGCUAUGCAGGAUAUCAACAUUGUUGCUGGAUGUCUCAAGUUAUGGUUCCGGGAGUUACCGGAGCCUUUAUUGACGCACGAGUUGUAUUCCUCGUUCAUAGAGGCGGCAAAAAUCGAUAACGACAGGUUAAGGCAUAUCAGGUUACAUGAACGAGUUAAUGAACUGCCGGAUGCAAACUAUGCGACACUCAAGUAUCUCAUCCGUCACUUGCACAAGGUGACCGAGUUGCAACAUUUGAAUCAGAUGUCAGCCAGUAAUCUGGCCAUUGUUUUUGGUCCAACGCUUUUAUCGCCUCCUCCAGCUGGCUAUGAGGAUCGCACUACUACCGCUGCCAACGCUAGUGCAGGGGGAAUUCAGCUUCACGAUAUGACCUUUCAGUGCAGAGCCGUCGAGACCAUUUUGCACAAGUACAGGGAGAUUUUCGUUGAUGACGGUGACGAGUAA